AUGAGUGCCACAAACGACCUGUUCGGUCUCGACACCCAAAAUACGCAACCGGUGGUCUCCAUCUCAGCUUCACAGUCGCUGAAUGCUUCUGAAUUCUCCAGAGAACCUGUGUCCACAGGACUGGCGCGUUUGGAUCGGGCGUUGGAUGGCGCGUCUCAAGAUCUUCAACGAUCCGGCGGGAUCUUGCGUGGACAGGUGACAGAAGUCUUCGGGCCACCGGGAGUAGGGAAGACCGCAUUAGCAUUGAACAUUGCAUCUAAUGCCCUUCGCGAAGGAGGAAAAGUUAUCUGGAUUGAUACAAGCUCACCUAUUCCCACUCCACGUCUCCAAGCAUUGACUCCAACACUGAAUCUGGACAACUUAAUCUACUUUCGCACAACAACACUCCCACAUCUCCUCGCACUACUAUGCACUCCACCAAAAGACUUCCCACCGCCAGAGACAUCUCUACUAAUAAUUGACUCCGUCUCCUCAUUAUUUCCAUCAUAUUUCCCCAACGCAGCAGAGUUAAAAGAGCGCCAAACACAAGGUAAAAUCACCGACAAGGCCCAGCUGCAGUGGCUCCUAAAUCGCAAGUGGAAUAUUUCAUCCGAACUAGCAACUCAUCUGUCACGACUGGCGAGUCGUGGUAUUGCGGUGUUGACGAUCAAUCAAGCUCAUACAAAGAUUAAGGGCCAGCCGCGUGCAACACUGCAGCCAUUAUUAGCCGGUGGUGGAUGGGAAAGCAAUGUUCAGACGCGGAUUGCGAUGUAUCGCGAUCUCCCUGAUAAACGAUUUAUGGAAAUUACGAAAAGGGGCGGAAGGAUAUUUCCUGUACGGAUGGGAGAGAUGAUUAUUCCGUUCCGUAUUGAGACAGAUGGUCUUCGUGAAGUCGUUGAGGGAGUGGAGCGAAAGUCUCCAAUGCCUCCUCCGCCACGGGCUCAGGCUGAAGCUUUGCAUCAGACUCAGCCGACGCCGUGUCGGAAGCGUAAAGCAUCUGAUGAGAUUGCGGAUAGCCAGGAUGAAGACUCGGAUGAGGAGUAUGACUGA
This is a messenger RNA of Penicillium malachiteum, 1029 nucleotides long. RefSeq lists its product as uncharacterized. The record is from RefSeq and is a predicted model, not a curated record. The transcript has 5 exons. NCBI's taxonomy places the organism in Eukaryota, Fungi, Ascomycota, Eurotiomycetes, Eurotiales, Aspergillaceae. The coding region runs from base 1 to 1029 and encodes 342 amino acids. Gene Ontology annotation, biological process: reciprocal meiotic recombination; DNA repair; meiotic DNA recombinase assembly. Gene Ontology annotation, cellular component: Rad51C-XRCC3 complex; Rad51B-Rad51C-Rad51D-XRCC2 complex; replication fork. Gene Ontology annotation, molecular function: four-way junction DNA binding; ATP hydrolysis activity; ATP binding.